Triticum turgidum subsp. durum (durum wheat) is the source of this 1329-nucleotide messenger RNA. NCBI's taxonomy places the organism in Eukaryota, Viridiplantae, Streptophyta, Magnoliopsida, Poales, Poaceae. The record is from the annotation of a GenBank genome assembly.
AUGAAGCCUGACACGCGUGCUAUCAUCCUCCUCCCGCUGAUGCUCAUUUCGCUUGUGACGUUCCUCCAUCCUGCCGCUGCUGACAAUGGCAGGCCAUGCCGCAGCGAAGGAUUGAGCCUGCGCCUGGUCCCCAACACCGGCUGGAACAGCACCAUGCACGUCGACCGCGACGGUUUCCUGCACCUGGACGAGGCAGCCACCACCACGCUUCGGCCGCACAUUCGCGGGCCCAGAGGACUCACGUACAGCGUGGCCACCACCGUCGGGACGGGCCACGGCCGCCGCACGUACGACCUAGAGCUGGACACGGCCAGCAGCCUGACAUGGAUGCAGUGCGUGCCGAUCGCGCGCCCAUUCACACAGGUGCCGCCGCCCUUCAACCCGCUGGCCUCGCCAUCGUUCCGCCGCGUCUCGCGCGUAAGCACCCUGUGCAAUGGGCCGUCCACGCGCAAAGAGUGCGAGUUUCGAGCCACCCGCCUCGACGGUGCGCGUGUGAGUGGCGUGCUCGUCAACGAGACCGUCGCCUUCACGGACGACGCGGAAGUUCAUGGCGUCGUCAUCGGCUGCGCGCACACCACCACGGGGUUCCACAGCCACGAAGUGCUAGCCGGUGUCCUUGGCCUGGGCAAGCAGAGACCGUCGCUCAUCUGGACUCGGCUCCACCAGCACGGGCAGGACGGCCGCUUCUCCUACUGCCUCUCCGGACCCGGGCAUCCGAACAGGCACGGCUUCCUCCAGUUCGGCGCCGACGUCCCGGCCACGGGCCACAUGAGGAGCACCAAGAUCCUCUACGUGCGCAUGACCGACCCGGAGUUCAGCCCCUACCACGUCGGCCUCACAGGCGUCAGUGUCGCCGGGCUGCCCCUGAGCCUGCCACAUGGCAGGAUCAAGGAGUUGUUCCAGCGCCGCAAGUUGCAUGACGGCAGGUGGUCCAACGGUUGCGUGAUCGAUCCCGGGACGGGCAUGACGGUGAUGAUCAAGCCCGCAUAUGACCUCCUGGUGCACGCCGUGGAAGAGCGUGUCAGGAGGCUAGGGCUGCCAAAAGUGGAGGGCAACCAGUACCCCGUCUGUUUCCGCGGCGCAACUCGAGCCGCCUUCGAGCACCUGCCGACGGUGACGCUGCACUUGGACAAUGACCUAGUGCUCCGGCCACAGCAGCUCUUCGUCCUCGUCCACCAAGACGCCUGCCUUACUGUGAUGCCAAGCGAGCACAUCACCAUCAUCGGCGCGAUGCAGCAGGUGAACACGCGCUUCGUCUACGACGUCGCAGCGGGCAGGAUCCACUUUGCUCAUGAGGACUGCCAUGGCGACAUGGGAGGCCAGAAUUGA